Messenger RNA from Spinacia oleracea (spinach), 1186 nucleotides. RefSeq lists its product as uncharacterized. The transcript is spliced from 4 exons. The coding region runs from base 200 to 1186 and encodes 328 amino acids. The record is from RefSeq and is a predicted model, not a curated record. Lineage: Eukaryota; Viridiplantae; Streptophyta; Magnoliopsida; Caryophyllales; Amaranthaceae.
GUUGUCAAAAAAAAAAAAAAAACAUUAUUUGUAUAUAAAUAUUAAUUAAAUAAUUAUAAAUUUAUACUUACUUCUCAAGCCUCUUUCUCUCUCAUGCUUGCAUAGUGUUUCACUCCUUGUUCACCACUCACUCUUCCUUAUAACCGUCUCCAGUCUUCUUCCACCCCUCCAACAUUUUCUCUUGCAGUCACCAGAAAUUAUGGAAAACCCCGCCUUUAAUGACUUAAAAGAUGUGGUUUCGAACCCGAAUGAGGACUCAAUCGGAGCCCCAAGAAGCAACGAAAUUGUGAAACUGAACGGAAAUCCAAGUACAAAACCAAUUGGAGACACAACCGGCGACAACAUUGAGGGCAAAACUGAAGUUCCAAUCGGCAACACGAUUGACAACCGAACACAUGACCCUGUUGAGAAGCCCGACAUAGGAGAAACUGGACCUGCAUCUUUUCUGGCCGAGAAUGAUGCCUUCCAGAAAAGUAAUGAUCAUAACUUAAACUCAGUAAGUGAUUCUCAGAGUCCGAAGAUGGAGUCUCACAUUCCUCCUAACAACCCAACCAACACAACACAGAAAUUGUCCCACAUAGUGGAUAACAACCCCCCUAGGAGAAAGCGGGGGAGGCCUAAGUUAACUGAAGCCGAAAGAGCGGUUAGGAAGAAGCCGGCUGGAAAAUGGGUUCCGGGAGGACCGGGAAGGCCUCCUCUGAAAGAGGGUCAAAGUAAGGCACAUAAGCAGCAUACUUCGUUGAGGUUGUAUCCUUUUCUUGUGACAGAAAUGGUUGAAACAUUGUGCCCCGUACGAAGAAACUGGGUUCAGUGGGCGGGUUUUGGGCCCAUAUUAGAUCUAAAAAUUACCAAGGUAGACAGGCAUUUUAUGUCUUGGCUAGAGGGGAGAUGGGAUUGGAAGAGACAAGUGUUGCGCAUACGUGACGAUUAUGAGGUUGAAAUAGACGAGAAUAUGAUCUCUUGGAUAACUGGAAUUCCGCAAAGGGACCAAGAUUUCAAAUCAUUGAAAUUAGAUGAUGAGGAAAUUGACGAGUUUGAGAAUGUGUAUGACACUAGGACGGGAAUUAAUUACAUUGAUGUAUACAACAAGUGUUGUAUAGAGGAAAACCGAUUUUGGUUUUUAAGGCAUUUCAUACUCCUCACUUUAGGAAGCCUGUUUUGCAUGAACAAGUACAAUUUCACCUAA